AUGAAACUUGUUAUCCAAAGAGUGAAGUCGGCAUCCGUGACAGUCGAUUCGGAGUUGGUUUCCUCUAUUGGCAAGGGCCUUCUUGUAUUUGCUGGCAUUGGCAAAGAGGAUACCGAGAAAGAUGCCGAGAACCUUGUGAACAAGGUGUUGAAGGCCAAGUUCUGGCCCGAUGAGAAUGGGACACAAUGGAAAAAGAACGUCAAGGAAAUUGAAGGAGAAGUACUAUGUGUCUCUCAAUUCACCCUCUAUGCGAAAAUGAAGAAAGGCAACAAACCCGACUUCCACGAUGCAGCCAGUCCUGAUACUGCACGCAAAAUUUAUGACUUCUUCUAUGACAAGAUGGGGGAAGGUUAUACCCCAGACCGGGUCAAGAAUGGUGUCUUCCAGGCCAUGAUGGAUGUUGAACUGAAGAACGACGGGCCGGUGGGUGUAGACUACUGCAGCGAGGACGCGGUGGUCACGAUCGAAAUCAGUACCAAUCUCCCCAAAAAGGAACCCAAGGAGCAGAAAAAUGGAGACAAAAGUGAUGAACAGGACAUUAAGGGAUCUUUUGAAUUCCAAAUUCCUCCUGAAUUGCUGCAGUGA
Messenger RNA from Penicillium robsamsonii, 585 nucleotides. Its product is annotated as D-aminoacyl-tRNA deacylase. The transcript is spliced from 5 exons. The record is from RefSeq and is a predicted model, not a curated record. The coding region runs from base 1 to 585 and encodes 194 amino acids. Gene Ontology annotation, molecular function: D-tyrosyl-tRNA(Tyr) deacylase activity. Gene Ontology annotation, biological process: tRNA metabolic process. Lineage: Eukaryota; Fungi; Ascomycota; Eurotiomycetes; Eurotiales; Aspergillaceae. Gene Ontology annotation, cellular component: cytoplasm.